AUGGAACGCGGGGACCGGGCCUUUCUUGACGCCAUGACGGGGAUCUUCCAACACCGCAACCCCAAGCACGCCCUGGAGGGCCUUUGCGAUGGGGUCUGCAAUGUCGCCACGGGGGUGGGGCUUGGGGUGGCCGCCCUCAUCACGGCAACAUCCGCGGGGGCCUCGGAGGAAGGGGCCUUGGGCGCGGCGAAGGGCUUCGGCGCGGGCCUGGUAGGGUUGGCGGGGCUUGCGGGGUAUGGAACCUACACAGGCGCGCAGCAGCUCCUCCGUGGGAUCACGAACACCCCGGAGGCCGCGAGCCACGCCUUGAAAGGCGACCAGCUGUGGGAUAGCAGCUUGGGAAAGUGGUCGGCGGUGAACUUGUGGGAGGACCUCAUGACCCUGCCGACCACCGACGAGGAUAUCCAACUCCGGGCGAGGCGGAAGUUUAUCGAACAGGAACAUAUUUUACAGAGGGAUAAGCAAGAAAAAGAUAACACCACCAAUGAAGAUACCAGCCCAGCAUCCGCAUCGUCGUCCCUGGAUUACUAUGGGCUCCUGGAGGUCGACCGAACGGCCAGCACUGAGGAAAUCCGCAAGGCCUUUAUGCGCAAGGCUUUGGUGUCUCAUCCAGACAAGAAUCCCAACGAUUCUGACGCUACCCGAGAAUUUCAGCAGCUUUUGACGGCCUAUAACAUACUAAAAAAUGAGGGAAUGCGCUUAACGUACGACCAAUAUGGGGGACAUCAGCAGCCGUUUGGAGAGGGAGGCGUCGCAAAUGCGGCAGAAGCAGCUGAAUCGGUCAACCCCUUUGAAAUAUUACUCGGGACUAAGUUCCUCGAGCCUCUGACGGGGAUGCUGCGUCUUAUUUAUUACUUUGAGUCCAAUGCCCUCUAUACAAAUGAGAUGCUUACCGAGUUGCACUGUCGGAAUCGAUUACGGGUUGCGCGCAAUUUACUUUCCUUCGUCGAGACCUGCGGUGAGGAGCGGUUUAGUAUCCUCUUGCGUGAUGCCGUCUCGACUCGAUGUGGGCCACAGAUAGUUGCCUGCGUGGCUGAGAGCUAUCAUAUCGCCGCUCGGCAAGGUCUUUAUGAUAGUAAUUGGAAGCGAGAGUUGGACGGUUGGUACUCCUCAAAAGUGCUUUCGUUAUCUUCCACGGCGCGUACUGCGGCAGCUAGCGCGAAAGCCGUGACGAAGACCAUUAAGAAGACGUUAUCUGAAGAAGACCUGAUUGAAAUGCUUUUAUGUGCAUGCAAGUACGAUGUUUGCCGCACCGUUCUACAGGCCUGUCGACUAAUUUUGUACGAUAGUGGUGCCAGUUCUAUUGAAAAGCAACGGCGUGUACAUCAAUUAAAUAAGUUAAGCAAUAUGGCUCGUGCAGAAGUUGAGAGGGAGCUGGCCUCUCGUGCAUGCACAAAUUGA
This is a messenger RNA of Phytomonas sp. Hart1, 1401 nucleotides long. The record is from the annotation of a GenBank genome assembly. NCBI's taxonomy places the organism in Eukaryota, Euglenozoa, Kinetoplastea, Trypanosomatida, Trypanosomatidae.